Lodderomyces beijingensis is the source of this 795-nucleotide messenger RNA. The record is from the annotation of a GenBank genome assembly. Lineage: Eukaryota; Fungi; Ascomycota; Pichiomycetes; Serinales; Debaryomycetaceae.
AUGAUCAAGCAUUGUAUCCACAAACGGACGCUUUUCCAAACGUACUCCGGUCCGCCGCGAGUGCUGUACUCGAUAAACAAAACCUACCCCAAGCUAAUAUGGAACAAUCUCAUGCCGCAAAACUUGAAAUACUUGACUGCGCUUGGCACCGCCAUAAUCAGCUUCAUCAAGAUCCACCCCAAGUACUGGGUAACGCUAGGUCCGCCUAUAGCAGCAACAACGUACUUGCUUAACCGAUUCAGCAACAAGUCCACUUACAGGCACCACGCAGACAUAAUCCGCAACUCGCGCAACGCCACUGUAGUCAAGAUUCUCCCAUACCACGAAUCGCACCUUUACAACAUUCAAGCAGAGAUAGAGUCGCAGUACGAUUCGUUGCGUGUGCAACUAGUCGAUCUCGCAGAGAAACGAAUAUCGGCGUCGAUCUCAGCUACGCAAAUGACCGAUUUCGUCACGAGGGACCAGGUCAACAUCAACAUCCCCGCUGCGGAGAUUGAAACUUGGAUGCCUACGCAGGUUGCAUUGCAGAACGGUGCAAGCGACAGUAGCAAGCUUGUCGUUAUGCUGGUGCCGUAUUACGACUCCAAGAAUAAACGCACGAGGAAGCGGUUGGGCGUGGUGGUGGUUCAUGCUGCGCAGAAAGACGAGGUGGAGUGGAAAAUGGUUGUUGCUGUCACGCGACUACGGUGGUGGGGUGUGAAGGACGAAGAGGUGACUGGAGGGGGAGGAGCUGGUGGUGGUGAUAAAGGAGAGGUCUUGGAAAGUGACUUGUUUCUGCAGUUUGGGAAGGGAUGA